CUUUAAAGCGGGAAUCCUGGCAGACCGAAUUCGGAUUUUUAUGAAUUAAAAUAAGUUCUCUCAUCAUGGAUUAUCGACGAAAUUCUCGUGAUUUGAAUGAUGUAAUAGAAUAUGCAAAGUUAGAUGCAAAAAACAUUACAAAAGUUUGUCAGGCAAUUUAUUUUCCGAAUUUCUCUAAUGGAAACAACUAUAAGCUUCUCGAGUUAGAUCAACAUAUGCUGAAGGAAAUAGAAAGUGGACAAAAUCUAGUUUUUAAAGGAGGGUUGCACGAGAAAGUCGUCUUAUGUUCAAGUAAUGAAACUUAUGAAGUGAGAAACGCUGAACAGUCGAACUCAAUGCUUGUAAUUCCCGAACUGCUACAUGCUGAAGCAACAAGUGACAGUCCAUUACAAAAACCUCUUUCUGACAAUAUAAAUAAAUCUCUUGAUAAGAGUUUAGAAAAUGAAGAAAAUGAAACAUCACAACCACCUUUAAUAGAUCAUCAAAUCGAACACAAACAAAUUCUUAAAAUCUUCUACGAUUACUUAGAAUGUCGGCAGAUUAAGCCACGAAUCAAAAAGAUUCAAGAUUUGAUUCAUUUGAAUACUUAUAAUGGAUCAGAAAAUGAGCAUUUAACAGACAGACAUUCCAUGUUUAGCCGUCGUCAACUAUUUGACACUGCUCAAUGCUCUGCUGGUGAGUUCGAUGAAAUCUUGAAGAAAAUUCGUUGCAUCGAAGUGAAUGGAUUUAUGCGUCUUCUUGAUUACGGUUACGAAUAUCGAGUAGUGACAUUAAUGAUGAGUGUAAUGACUGAAAACAGUUGGGGCUUGGAAGAAGUCGAUAGAAAUGAAACAUUAACAGCGCUUGAUGGAAUCGUUCCAAACGAAAUAACUGAAGCAAUGUUUGAAUUUUACACUGAAGAAGUUGCAGAAACUGGAAAAUUCCGAUACAAAGAAGACAUGGUUUGUAGAAUAAUUGCACAAAAUGUUCUUCAAGAAGGUUUGAAAUUUCAUAUUGAUGAGUUUUUUGAGACAUGUCAGGGAGCGCUUCCAGAUGGUAUGCAAAUGAAAGAAGAAUAUCUUGACGGCAUUGGAAUUGUUGAUCGUGAAUCUUCGAUGCCGAAUAUUCGUGGAUUAUUUGAAGAAAAUUUACCAAUGAAUUUAUCAGAUCGUUUGAGGAAACUUUUUAAAACAAUGCCACGUUGGACAUUGUCACAGAUCUCUCCUUACGUGGAAGUCUUUACGACACCUCAACUUGGUGUCACUUCACUGCUUGCGAAAAAUGUUCGCUCAGUUACAGAGAAUGGAAUCCGAUUUUAUGUUGCUAAGCAUCAUACAAUUUUGUUCGAUGUUCGGGUGAUGCUCCAACUUGGUUCUGAUGUUGACUUUGGAUGGCUGAAUGAACAGACGUUAACCAAUCGCAAUGGUUGAGAUUAUGCAGAUUCAACUUCAUCAUUCAAGAUUUAUCAGGUAAGGACUUUCAAGAAAAAACGAAAUAUUUCUUCAAAGUUAUCGAUGAAUUUGA
This is a messenger RNA of Clunio marinus, 1503 nucleotides long. The record is from the annotation of a GenBank genome assembly. Lineage: Eukaryota; Metazoa; Arthropoda; Insecta; Diptera; Chironomidae.